Messenger RNA from Ruditapes philippinarum (Manila clam), 433 nucleotides. RefSeq names its product heavy metal-binding protein HIP-like. The annotation marks the transcript as partial. The record is from RefSeq and is a predicted model, not a curated record. The transcript has 2 exons. NCBI's taxonomy places the organism in Eukaryota, Metazoa, Mollusca, Bivalvia, Venerida, Veneridae. Gene Ontology annotation, molecular function: protein binding.
AUGGUAAAUGAAAUUAAGAAAACUGAGGAUAAUGUCAUCAGUACAUUAGGUGACAUUAAACACACAGUUUCAGAUUUUACGGACAUGUUUGCAGAUAUGAGAGAAAACAUGACGGACGUAAUGUUAAAGAGCGGCGAUGAAAUAAAAACGAGAGAAGGAAAACUUGAACAACAUCCGAUCGCUUUCUAUGCACAUCACUUGAAAGACCUGGUUCUUGAUACUGCAAAUGAGAUUCUUAUAUUUGAAAAGACAAUCACUAACGAGGGAACAGGUUACGGCACGUCCACGGGCUUGUUCACAGCACCUGUUGGAGGACUGUACCAGUUUUCUGUUCAUAUAUGUGCUCUUCAAAAUAAAUAUUCAUAUCUGGGUCUUGUGAUGGAAGGUAACGUUAUAGCAGCAGAUGCUAACUAUGGUGAUGCUAAUCAUGGCU